UGCGACCGGUGUGACUUGCGUCUGCGUGACGUAAAGUUGAGGUUUUUGAUUAGAUAUGAAUGAUCGACGUGACAACUGUUGUUCGUGUUCAUUCGAGCAAAGCGUGCUAAUGAAGUUCGAUACACGUUCUUAAGCUAUUGAACUGGUGAUUGUUGUCUAGAACAGUUUAGGGAUAUAAUGAACGAUUUGAGGUGUAUUAUUUCGUAAUGUAAACAUGGCGGUAGUGGGUGUAAUGCGCAUAUUCGUAUUCUUUUUAACAUUUUAUAUUUCGUUGUAUUGUGCAAAUUCUGCCGCUACAGAUAUUGAGCUUGAUGCCAAAGCACAAUUUACACAUCGUAUAGACAGUUUGAAUCUGCUUUUAUACACCUUUUUGCUGAUUCUGACUGUGUUGACAAUAUGGUUGUUUAAGCACCGGAGGUUUAGGUUUCUUCACGAAACAGGGUUAGCCGUAAUCUAUGGUCUGAUUGUAGGAGCAUUGAUUCGGUAUGCAGGCAGCAAGACACCUGUACUUCACAUGUCUGUCACUCCCGAAAAGGACAGCAAGUACAAUCUCUCACUGCCACCAGACACCCUGUGGCUUCGCUUUCCUAACAGAGGUAGUAACCCACCUCUACCCAACAAGACAUAUGCAUAUGCUUUCCGGGAGGAGAUUGUGGACAUCGAGGAUAAUGAGAUGGAUCUGAAAGCAACUUUUGAUCCUGAGAUAUUCUUCAAUAUUAUUUUGCCACCAAUCAUAUUCCAUGCUGGUUACAGCUUGAAGCGGAAAUACUUCUUCCGCAACCUCGGAGCUAUCCUGACAUAUGCUCUGAUUGGCACAACCAUCUCUUCAUUUGUUGUGGGAGCCCUGAUGUAUGGCUUUAUCCACCAGAUGCCAAACCUUAAGGGCAGCUUCACUUUUUUGGACACCUUAUACUUUGGUGCCCUGAUUUCCUCUACAGAUCCUCUUACAAUCUUGGCAAUUUUUAAUGAUCUGCAUGUGGAUGUGAACUUGUAUGCACUGGUGUUUGGAGAAAGUGUCCUGAAUGAUGCAGUAGCUAUUGUUCUUAGUGGAUCAAUACAGAACUAUGGAGAACGUUACCAGUCAGGAACAGGUGGUUUCGAGACGCAAGCCUUUUUCCGUGCAUUGGGUGACUUCUUUGGCAUUUUCACCCUCUCUCUCUUAAUUGGCGCACUCAUGGGCUGUAUCACUGCUAUCUUAACGAAGUUUACACAUGUGCGUGACUUUCCACUGCUAGAAUCAGCACUAUUUGUGCUUAUGUCAUAUAGCACAUUUCUCAUAGCCGAGGCUUCAGAACUCACAGGUGUAGUGGCAGUACUAUUCUGUGGGAUUUGCCAGGCUCACUACACAUACAACAAUCUGUCAGCAGACUCCAGGUCAAGGACCAAAAAACUUUUUGAACUGCUCAAUUUCUUAGCAGAGAACUUCAUUUUUUCAUACAUUGGAGUGUCAAUGUUUACAUUUCCUAAACAUCAUUUUGAUCCUGGUUUCAUCUUUGCAGGAUUUUUUUGUGCCAUGUUAGGGCGUGCAGUCAACAUCUAUCCAUUGUCUUUUCUUCUGAAUUUAGGACGAAAACCUAAGAUACCAUUGAACUUUCAACACAUGCUGUUCUUUGCAGGUUUGCGUGGUGCCAUGUCAUUCGCUCUGGCAAUUCGCAACACUGUGUCAGAUGCAAGACAAGCGAUGUUAACAACCACUUCACUGAUUGUGAUUGUGACUGUGAUAGUGCAAGGAGGGGCCACAAUGCAGCUUCUCACAUGGUUCAAAAUACCGGUUGGAGUGGAAGAGGAGGUGGAGAUGCUUCCAUAUGCAGGCGUGAGAAGUGUUUACAGUUCCAUGGGAACAACAGAUGUGGCUGGUCCAUCAGUGGAACAGAUAUGUGGUGAUGGAGAGGCAAACCAGAGGGACAAACGCAGUCCCAUGCUGGGGGAAAUGGCAGAACCAUCACGAGAAAGUGGUGGGGGAAGCAGACUGAAUGACAAAGCAUGGCUGGCUCGUAUAUGGGCUGACUUUGAUGUCAAGUACAUGAAGCCAUUCCUGACGCAUGCUCGGCCCACUUUGUUGGAAACACUCCCAGUGUGCUGCAACCCCAUAGCAAGGAUCCUGACAACAACAGAGCAGAUGACACAGGAUAAUCGGUCGAGGUCUCAGCUGGACUCAGACUCUGACCUUUGUAUUGAAGAAAACGAGCUUAGCUAUGGAGACCAGCGGAGAACAAGUGUCCAGAGAAGUGACAGUCUAAUUGCUUCUGGUGACCUGGGCCUUGGGAAUCGGCUAAUGGAUACAAGAGUACGUGUACCUGGACCUGGAGGAAAGGACAUCUAGGUGCAAGACAUGAUAUUGGUGCUAUGGCUGUGCACAUUAAGGCCUGUUGAAGAUUUAGGCUUUUUGGUACUUUGUUUGAGAGUACCACACACAAAGCAAGACUGAAACUAGCAUCACUAUGUUGCAUCAUCUACAGAAGAUUUAGGUUGUUAUCAGAUACCACAUGGCACGUGACUGCAUUCAGCAUUGCUCUGUGCAAGAGCAACUGAAGAUUUAGAUUGUUAUUGGGUGUCCUCUGUUGGGAGUGCUAUGUACAGUGCAUGAUUGCAUUUCUGCAUUGUUAUAUGAAACAGCUGUUGAAGCUUUAGAUUGUUACUGGGUACCCUCCAUUUGGAAUGCUGGAGACAGUGCAUGAUUGAAUCUCAGCAUUUUUAUAUGCAGCAGCUGUUAAAAAUGUAAAUUAUUGUGUUCCCUAUGUUUGGGGGUGCUAUGUACAGUGCAUGAUUGAAUUUUGGCACUGUUACAUGGCACAGCUGCUAAAGAUUUGGAUUGUUAUUGGAUGCCCUAUAUUUGGGAGAAUGAGACACAGUGCAUGAUUGAGUUUAGCAUAACUGUUACAUCAUUGCUGGAAACUUGGGUUGUUGCACCCUCAAUUUGGGAGUGCUGCCUCAGCACAUAAUUGAAUUCAGCGUCACUGUAUUACAACUGUUGGAGAGUUUGGCUGUUAUUGGGUGCCCUGUGUUAGGGGGCGGUACACAAAACACAAGAUUAAGUCUGGCAUUACUGCAUGCUUUAGGGUAUGUAUGUUUUACGUCUCCUGCAAACAAGUCUAACCUCCACUAGAAAUCAGAGUACUAUAUUUGCUUUAUCUUGUCCAUUCAUUACUCUAAUUCCUUGCAUUUUAUAAAUGUAACAGUAUUUUUCUUUUAUGCAUACAGUAUUGCAAAAAUAAUUACACUCAUUAUUACACAGUAUCAUUAUGCUCUAUAGUGCAGCCAAGCAAAGAGUUCUCACAGAGCAACCCCCUACUCUGUCUACCCUUCUUAUGCUUCUCAUACUCCACCCCUGCUGUUCCACUUUUAUUGGCUGGAUUACUCGCAGCAUGCAGGCUGGGAUGAUAGAUCAGGGGAAUAGACCCUUCCCUCCUAGCAAACAUUAUCCCCACUGCCUCUGUGAAUUCUUUGGCUGGUUGAACUAUAAGAGCACUCAGUAUUUGAGGACAUAAAAUUUUGUGCAUUGAGUUCAACAGCAGUGUAAUUGUAAAGGGGCAGUUCUCCUAUUAUCAAGACGCUGAAGGUUGGAGAAAGAAAGUCAUGGUCACAGGUAACAGGCUGGUUUCCUGAUGUUUUAUUCAGUAAGAGAGCAGAAUGUAUGUGAAACAGACAAGAAAGAAAAAUCCAUUCCAGAAGUAUUUCUGAGAAGAAUUUAGGAUACAUAUAUUUGUUUGAAUAGUAAUUUUAUACGCAGAGGUGAGCAGAAUUUAUAAAUUAGUAAUUACACAAAUUACUGUCCUGUCACUGUACAUAAUUUUUACUUUUAUUCAUUUCCAUUACUUGCAAUUUACACUAUAUAAUUUCAAAGUUUUGUACCAUCACUUUGUAAUUUUCAAGCUACAGAGAAAUGUUUCAUAUAAAACUUGUAGUAGAUAUUGUCAGAAGAUCCAGACAUGAAAGGAAUUUUAAAGAAGGUUAAUCUGCAAGCAUCUGAUCUGAAUAGUGAUGUUUCUUUCUUGUCUCAUACUUUUAUGUUAUUUUAGUUGGUGCUUUGUAUGUCCAAGUUGGCAUAUUUCUGUGCAAUGGACACAGAAAAGUUUAUCAUUCAAAGUGUCUAAAGCAGAAUAUAAAUACUCAACAGCAUAAUGUUAGAAAUAUAAAAAUUCACAACUUAUCCAUUAGUGUAAUGCCACUGUAGGGCAAAUCAGCAGUACUACCCAAACUGAAGAAUCUGUAGAGCAUUGCUAAUCUUAGUAUACUUUCGUACUUACUUUGUCAUAAUUUUGAAAAAUAACAGUAGGUAUUGUUAUUGGUGGCAUGUCACACAUCUUAUAUUCUGUUAUUUUCUGUCUUGGUGAACUCAUCAAGUUUGUGUAGUGGAGGGUCAUUAAAAUCUUCUCAGGCAUAAAGCCACAUACAGUAUGGUUGGAUAACAUUCUGAUACAGAGAACCUACUUUUGUUUCAUCAGUGGGAUCACAUGAAGUGAAAUAGUAGAUGCAGUGAGAAGUAAUCUGUGACAUGACCAAAAACACUGGAAAGAGAUGAAGAUGGGACUUCAAAGGGAUGAGCAAGAUUGGUUUUGUUUCAGCAGCAGGGCGGGGAAUAAAUGAAGGUUAGCUAAAAUCGAUGUUCCUUAACCUAAAUGAAGAGGAGAGCGAAGAGUUGAGUAGUAAUAUAAGAAGGUGUGGGUAUGAUUAAGAAGGGGCUAAUUCUGAUGUUGCUUAACCUAACUGAGGAUGAGGAGUCAAGAGGAGGUAAUGAAGGUAUGGCUGCCUUCAAAAUUUGGCCAAGAGCUAUGCUGCUAACCUAACACAAGAGGACGAGGAGGAGUUAGAAGGGAGGCAAAGGAAGAUGUGGCCAAGAUUGAUAUGUCUUGAAAAGGCAGAGGGGUAAGUGAAGGUAAUCACCAUCCAGGAAUUGAUAUACUUAGGACAACUGAUGAUGAACGCAGAAGGAACUUCCAAAAAAUCAGAAUUUUAUCCAACCAUUAAUCUUUAUGUACAGCUCAGUAAAAGAAGUGAAUCAGUGUGAAUGUCAUGAGUAGAGUACUUCUGUUUAAAUGAUUGCUGUUGCAUGGUAGCCAUUAUGUUUUACGAUAAGAAAGUGCUGCAAUUAUGUUUGUAUCAUGGAUGCUUUAAAGCAGCAUUGUCUAUGCAGUUAUGGUCUUGAACAUGUUCACUGCCCAGUGCCAAAAUAUUUAAAGCUGCUGUCCAAGCAAAAGUCAUACUUAAAACAAAGACUGACAGAAGCCUCUAUUAUGUGAAUGUCAAAAAUCAGUUCUUACUAUAUGCCAGUUUGUUAUUUUAUUAAAAAAAGGGUUUAUGCUCCUAUGAGUUGUUGAAAUCUAUAUGUAUCUCAGUUCCCCAAAGUUUGUACUAUCAGCAGCUUUGAAUUCUGCAGUCUUAAAUGUUAAUGAUAUUUACUGUGCACUCUGCUAGAAAUCGGGUUACAUCUAUAACAGAAUGUUUAAAUGACAUGACUUGGCAAUGAUGUUCCAAGCUGUCACUGAUGCCAACUUCAGCAACAGAUAGCCUUGUUGGCAGUGAAUGUGUUAUAUGUACAGUAGCAGGAGUUAUUUCCUGUUGAUUUACUGAUGAAAUAUACAUGUGCUGAAAUGAGACACUUCUGUUGCAGGUGUGCUUGCAUGUGCAGAGCUAUGACACAAUCGUUGUUAACAACUUAUGUAUCCUCCUUGUGUGAGAUCUUCCUAAUAUGGGGUAUCAGGUUGGUGAAGGAGUGGCUGCAUCAUAUUGUCUUACUGCAUUGCAUUGUUAUUGUAUCAUAUGAAACUUCUAGCAAUCCUUAACAAGUAUCAUACAUAGUAAAUGGCUUUUCUGUACGUUUGUUUAUGACCAUUUCAUUAGAUGUGUUAUUUUUGAUGUCAGUUGUUGAUGACUAGUGUGUCUGUAUUAUUUUUUUAAGAAACAUCUGAUAUGUAUGCAGAAUUAUGUGGUAUCACAUAUUACAGAAUGAAAUGGUUGUGAGAGACCAUUUUGUUGAUGCUUCUUCAGUACAGUUAUGGUGGCAUGUAACAUAAUGUGAGAUGGGUGAAAGAGACUGGAAAAGUAUUGUUUGGGGGCAGGGGCUGUAUUAAGCUUCAGGUUACCUUUAGCAACAUGGCAAGGAGAACUUUUUCUGAUGAAAUUUCAAGCAAGAAAAUGUUUUAGUAAAAAGAAGAAACUACUUUUAUUUUAAUGACAUGCUUAACUCUCUCCCACCAAGCACCCUUGAAAACAGUCUCACAUCAAUUGCUAUGUCUGAUCUUAGCACUUGAAUUAAUUUAUUUUCCUCUGUGGUGAGGCCUGUUGGAGAAUGACCUAACUUUCUGAUGUUUCAGCUGUUCCCUUCUCAUGUUGGCUUCACUUCCUGAUGUGUUUGUCUUAUAUCAAAGAGUGAUGUAAACUGUGGGCAAAUAUUUUAGAUUAAGUCAUGGUAAAAUGUGGGGUUACACUAUGUAGUCAGGAAAUUCUUAUGUUCCACAUUACUGAUAUUUACUCUUUUAUGUGCUCACAUAAAGAGAAUGAUGUGUUCAGUAAUAGAACAAGUGACCCUACUGUGUGAUAUAUUUCACUGUAGCGUUAUUCUUGUUCCAAAACUUAUUGAAAAAGAAAACAGCAUCCUUCUGUCCUGUUAUCUCCAUUUCCUAAUGGAAUAGGUGACUGAUACCUAUACCAGCCUUAGAAUCCUCUUUCCAUUGUCUCUGCACCAUGCAGAUGCAUAAUUGUCUAUCCCUUGCCUUUUGUCUUCAACUGUAUUUUCAUACUUCUUCCAUCUCUUUAUAUUUGUAGAUACUCCUUGAACUGUAUUAUCUGUAAAUAAGGUCUAGAAGUUCAUGAUGAUGGUAUAUUAUUACAGUGAUUGACUUUCUGGACUCUAUCCUCAGGUAGAAAGCCUACUCAGCUGGGUCCAAUCAGUAGAGCUAGUCUGUAUCUCCACACUAUGAAUAGGACAAUGGACAAUGUCUGAAAAGUCAGUCAUAUUAUUUGCCUUUAGUUUCCUGUUACUUCGGGUAGGUGGGUGUGUGCGUGUGUAUACAUACAUCUUUGCCAGUCCUGCAUCAGAUUAUUUUGUGGAACAGCUGGCCAAACGUUGCAUUUGGAAUACAUUGGUUACUAUGUAUGCUCUGUAUGCAUGAGAUCCACAUAUUAAAUCUGGGCAGGGAGACUGGCUAUUCUGAGAUUUUUGUAAGUUCCCCAGGCAAAUACGAAGUUACCACCAUAAAUAGAAUAUAGCAGUGCUCUCCCACAUCCUUUUAUAUAACCAUUCAGAAUCAUCUUGUUAUUCAACACUACAUAAUGUAAUCAGGUGAUUCAAUCUGAUUAAUAAACUGAGAAGAAAUAGUUUUCAGAUUUCUUGCUUUAGGCUGAGUCAUUAUGGUGGACAGAGGAGUGGCACAUUGGUGUUGAUGCUCAAUUCACUAAGCCUGCAUCUUUUCCAGUUUCUCCACAAUUGGCUCCCUAAUCUGUGUUCCUAUCAGCUGUUAUUCUUGUUGCACAUCCACAGCAUUCAUUAAGUUUCUCAGCUUGUUUCCUUAUGCUUUUAAAGUUGAUUCUUGGAUUCCCAUGGCAUUGGCCAUGCUAGCCAUGCAUUUGUUACAUUCAUGCCACUUGAUCACAUGUAAUUUGCCCUGAAGAGUAAUAGGUAUCCUUUGUUUAAUGCCACUGGUAGCCCUUUUGUCAAUCUAUGUUCACCGAUGAUGGUUGAUUUUAACUUUUAAGUUUAUGGAUUGCACUAAAUUAAGAAUACAGAUGUUUUUAGUUAUAUUACAUGGUCUGCAACUGCAGAUAGACUGAGAUGACUGACCACAAAUAAGUGACUGUGUACACAUGUGCACAACAAUAUUGCAGUUACAAAAUUGCAUUAAACAGAAAAAAAAUGCAAAGUAAGACCUGUAUUUGAUUAUGUCUUCGUUUAUUUAACAGUGUUUCUUUGACUAAAUAAGCUGCCACCACCAUCAUCAUAUUCCAACACAAAGCUGGAUAAUUUAAGGGUGGCCUGUUUUGGCCUUUGCAUUCACAAAGCCCAGUAGUCAUUUAUGUCAGCAGUAAAUCCACUGUGUUCCUGUUGGAUAGUAUUAGAUUAUAUAACAUUGAAUGUUGGGAUUCAUAUGAAUGAUAAAGUUCGAAGGACAUGGCAUGAACUAAUAAUAGUCUUUAUUCAGGUAGUGUCCUAGUAUUUACCAAAAAAGACUGGGGUGAGGGCAUAGGUCCAGUCCCAGGACCUAUUGAAUAUGAAGCAUAAGUUCUGAAAACUGUGCAUAGUUCAGCAUACAUUUUCUUCAGUUGGUUUCUACCUGUGAAAGAAACUGAUAUUGCUGUCUAUUGUUUCCGUUGGACACAAAAGGUCUGCCUUCUCCCAUCACACAAGGAAAUUAAAAGUGUUGAAGGAUACAUUGGGAGUAAACAUAUAUCACAAGAAGUUUUAGAGGCCUAUAUAAUGUAUUUAUUGCUUUCUAAAAAGAGGGAGCUAUAUUGUACUUAAUAAUUUCUUGUUACACAUGUUUGUUCAGAGCUGUAUUGGUGUGAAUUGAGAGCAGAUGUUGACUUUGGAAUUGAAUCAAUUUCCUUCAGAUUGUAUUUACAUACAGCACUGCUUAUAUGAAUAUUUUCUUGAUUAUCACAUUAACUUUUCCGUAGAGAAUGACUUAUUUUAUAAUAUGAGUUCUGUAAAUGUAAAGAGAAUAUGAAGUGAUAUUAGAAUUACCAAAAUUUAAACUAUAAUGAUGGGAAAUACACAUUGAAGUGUUUGAA
Molecule: messenger RNA, 8727 nt
Organism: Cryptotermes secundus
Lineage: Eukaryota; Metazoa; Arthropoda; Insecta; Blattodea; Kalotermitidae
Gene: Nhe3
Product: sodium/hydrogen exchanger 7
Exons: 15
Coding region: 215-2323 (702 amino acids)
Biological process (GO): sodium ion transport; regulation of pH; proton transmembrane transport
Cellular component (GO): membrane; recycling endosome
Molecular function (GO): sodium:proton antiporter activity
Source: RefSeq, a predicted model, not a curated record